Molecule: messenger RNA, 965 nt
Organism: Rubroshorea leprosula
Lineage: Eukaryota; Viridiplantae; Streptophyta; Magnoliopsida; Malvales; Dipterocarpaceae
Source: the annotation of a GenBank genome assembly
AUGUGAAGCUGGAAAGGUUGAGAAGUCCAAGGGCAUGAAGUUCGUCUUCAAAGCGGAAUGUAGUACAAUCGUCUAACUCCUUGAUAUGGUUGCUCAUUUGCGGACCCUAUGGUUUGCAGUUGAUGACCAGUUGGAUGAUAUUAUUAACCAAUCCAAUGUCAAAUACUAUACAGCUGUUUGACAUAGGUUGGCUGUAACUCCCACGGUGAUUGACACUUUGGUCACCAUUUUGAUUGGGGAAUAUUCUGACUGAAUACUUCAGGGCUCAGGCAGAGAAGGUGGUGAAUAUGUGUAGACCCUGCCCAUAUUUGGUUAGGGGGAGCUCUGAAGCAUAUAGGCCUUUGGUUUUUGCCAGAACUUAAAAUUCUGCCAUCUAACGGGAUUCAUGUUGUUUGUUGCAGAAACUGCUGCGGAAUUUUGCGCAUGAGAAUGCUGUGCUACAUGAGAGGUUAUGUUUUUUGAUGAACCAUAUGCAAUUCGGUUCCCUGUUGCAGCCACUCCACUAUUUACCCUUUUAGAUGGCCUUGGAAGAGAUAAAUUCCGAACCUAUAUCAAUACCAAUGACCUCAAUCCUUCCGGAUGGAAGUAUUACCCGGACCGAGUGAAUGCUGUGAAAAUGAACAUUGACACGGCCGCAAAUUGUUCCUGUUCGAGACAGGUUCUGAUAUUCGGAAAUGUUGAGUCUGGCUCAUGAUAUUUGGGGUGUCACGCAUAUGACAUGUUGGAGGAACAGAAGCACGAAAAAUGGAUGGCCUCGAGAUCUGAUUCUGUUGCAAGGAAUUUCCAACUAUGAUCGUAAUUGGCUUUGGGACUUGAUUCGGCAGGACUGACCUUGAGACUUGAUUUCUGAAGCAUUGGCCCCAGAGACUUGAUUUUGUGGGAUUAGCCUUGAGAUUUAUUCUGUUAGUAUGGCAUUGGAGACUUGAUUCUGUAGAGUGAAGAGACCUGUUAGGAAGAUUCUGACA